Molecule: messenger RNA, 2271 nt
Organism: Lachancea lanzarotensis
Lineage: Eukaryota; Fungi; Ascomycota; Saccharomycetes; Saccharomycetales; Saccharomycetaceae
Gene: TAF5
Product: LALA0S04e03444g1_1
Exons: 1
Coding region: 1-2271 (756 amino acids)
Biological process (GO): transcription initiation at RNA polymerase II promoter
Cellular component (GO): transcription factor TFIID complex
Molecular function (GO): RNA polymerase II general transcription initiation factor activity; protein binding
Source: RefSeq, a predicted model, not a curated record
AUGUCACAAAAGGGCCAGAAACAACCUCCCAAGACAACGCCGUCAAAUACAGUACGACCUCAGACGACCAAUGGCAAUGCUAAGACACCUCCCACCGCCGCAAACUCAAGAGCAGGUUCAUUUUCAGCGGCGGACCUGAAUCGCAUUGUUCUGGAGUAUCUGAACAAGAAGGGUUAUCACAGGACAGAACAGAUGCUGAGGGUCGAAAGUUCCCGUACUUUAACGCCGCAGAACAAGGCUUCGCCAGGAGACACGGCCAGCGGAUCGUUCCCCGAACCAGGACAGGAACCAACGUCGCAAGGUGCAAGACCAGUUUCCAACCCUACCAAUAUCAAAAGAGACGUGGACGGCAACCUGAUCUCACAACAAGCCAACAGCUCCCCGAGGCACUACUUUCUGGCGUAUUCGAUGCUGAAAAAUUGGACCGAGUCUUCGCUAGACAUGUACAAACCAGAACUCACGCGAAUUAUCUACCCGAUCUUCAUUUACGUCUUUCUCACGCUAGUAGUGAAGGAUGCCAUACAGGCCCGUCGUUUUUUCGACAGAUUCUCGGUGGAUUUUAAAGCAUUCCACGCAUCAGAGGUCAAUAAGCUGUUCUCAGUCAAUUCCGCAGACCAUAUCAAAGAAAACGAGCUAGCACAGGGUUUCCAAUCCAACAAAUACAGAGUCACAAUAUCUCGAACAACGCUCAAUUUGCUUCUUUAUUUUUUGAACGAAAACGAGAGUGUUGGAGGAUCUUUGCUCAUCAGUAUCAUCAAUCAGAACCUGGAUCCAAAUAUCGUAGAAACUAUUACGUCGCAAGAAACUUUGACGGAUGGUAUAAAGGAUGUUUCUGCAGGUGCAGUCGACGUGGAUACACAUAAUUCCGUUCCAGUUAAAUUGGGCAAAUUUCCUGUCGACGAAGAAUUCGUUAAGGAAGUCGAGACUGAACUCAAAAGAAAGGAUGAGAAUGCCCCAUCAAGUGGCGAAGGCCAGGAUAAAUCCAAAGGUCUCAUCGAGGAGUAUAGAGACAUGAACAGUCUCUCAAAAGAUGAUAAAAGCACGAAAGAUGACGAAAAAACUGAAGGUGGAGCCGUCCUUGCCGAAACUGACAAAAAAGAUGACCGCAAACAAGAUCCAAAUAUGGAAUCACCUGCAAAAGAUGUUCUUCCGCUUCCUUCAAAAACUGCUUUGGAUUUGAAACUCGAAAUCCAGAAAGUAAGGGAAUCGCGAGAUGCUAUACGUCUCGAUAAUCUACAAACUUCGGCUCCCAGUGUCUGCAUGUAUACUUUUCACAACACAAACUCGGAGAUGACCUCGAUAGAGUUCAGCGAUGAUGUGAGGUUGGCGUCUGCCGGUUUCCAGGAUAGUAUAAUCAAAAUUUGGUCGUUAGACGGCACCCCUCUACAAAACAAGUUACCAUCAAAACAGAAUGAGCGCUCCAACAACGCCACAUUAGUUGGUCAUAGUGGAACAGUCUACUCUACGUCUUUCAGUCCCGAUAAUGGAUACCUUCUUUCAGCAUCAGAGGACAAGACUGCCAGACUGUGGUCAAUGGACACUUUCACCUCCCUCGUCAGCUAUAAGGGCCACGAUCAUCCUAUAUGGGAUGUAUCUUUUUCUCCGCUUGGACAUUAUUUCGCAACUGCCUCUCAUGACCAAACGGCUAGGCUUUGGUCAUGCGACCACAUAUACCCGCUGAGAAUAUUUGCCGGCCACUUGAAUGACGUUGAUACGGUCUCAUUCCAUCCCAACGGAACUUAUGUCUUCACAGGAUCUAGUGAUAAAACAUGCCGUAUGUGGGACAUCGGGACAGGUGACUCUGUGCGGCUUUUCCUUGGCCACACUGCGCCGGUAAUAUCGACAGCCGUUUCUCCGGAUGGUAGAUGGCUUUCGACUGGUAGCGAAGACGGCAUCAUCAACGUUUGGGAUAUAGGUACUGGUAAGCGGCUGAAACAAAUGAGAGGUCACGGUAAAAACGCAGUUUACUCGCUAUCAUACAACAAAGAAGGAAAUGUUCUUCUGUCAGGCGGUGCCGACCAUUCCGUAAGAGUAUGGGAUGUGAAAAAACUGACCGCGGAACCCGGCGCAGAGCCUGAACAACCAUUCACCAGCUAUUCUGGAGACGUUACCACUUCUGUGAACCAAGAUGCCAAGGAAUACGGCCGCAGAAGAACUAUCGUUCCUACAACGGACCUAGUUGCCUCUUUCUACGCGAAGAAGACACCUAUAUACAAGGUGAAAUUCACUCGAAGCAACCUGGUUCUUGCUGGAGGCCCUUUUCGGGAUUGA